Molecule: messenger RNA, 1516 nt
Organism: Eurytemora carolleeae
Lineage: Eukaryota; Metazoa; Arthropoda; Copepoda; Calanoida; Temoridae
Exons: 5
Coding region: 55-441 (128 amino acids)
Source: RefSeq, a predicted model, not a curated record
UGUAUUCAAGUACAUGUUGUUGUACAUAGAGUACAUAGAGUUUUUCAGAUUCCAAUGAAAGAUUGCAAAAAGAACAUUGUGUCCUUUAUAACUGGGAAGAAGGACGGACGCAAAAUUAAUUCCAAAGUUGCAGAAAUAAAAGAAGAAGAAAAGGAGAAGAAAGAUGAACCCUGUGGUAGGUUCAACAUGAAGAGAUUGUUCUCUCCGAAACUAAAACAAAAAAAGAACGGCAGGGGAAAAUACCACUGGGCAGUUCUUAGAAGUGCUCUCAUCUUUCUAAGUGUUUGUAAGAAAGCUCAUCAAAACAUGAUGUUUGACGAGGAGAAAACUGAGAAAAAGGAGAAGAAAGCAAGAAAAGAAACUCCAAGAUAUCCAACAUUCCUGGGUCAAGUGUACACUGACUACGAAAAAGAAGAAACUGAUGAAACUUGGAAAACAUGAAUAGUAUACAAGGAUUUUUAAUUAACAGUGAACAUUGUACAUGACAGUGUACAGGGUAAAUUGUACAUUUGUACAGUGAACAUGUACAAUUAACCAUUCUUUUAUGUUUGAUUCUGUAAAUCUUGACAAAAAAGCUAUUAUAACAAAAUUGGUUUUGUUAAAUCAAAUUUUUUAACAAACGCGAGAUCAACUGAUGGAUUGCAAGAUAUAUGUGUUAAAUACAAAAAUAUUGUCUUUUUCUAAAAAAAACAUUCUGGAAAAAUUAGAAAAGUGGAAGAAGUAAAAUUUUGACUCAAAUUUCUGAUAGAUUAUAUUCCAGGCAAAGAUUCCAGGCAAAUAAAAAAUCAAAGAAAGAUUCCAAGAUUAGUCCUUUCCGAGAAACAGUAUUUUUUCAAGGAUACUUUAAGGGACUGUAUAGUACUUUAAGGGACUGUAUAGUACUUUACAGGACUGUAUAGUACUUUAAGGGACUGUAUAGUACUUUAAGGGACUGUAUAGUACUUUAAGGGACUGUAUAGUACUUUCAGAGACUGUAAGCUCGUAAUUUCAACUGAUUCACUAUGCACAGCGGGUUAUGCCAGAUUUACAACGGUGCCAUUAAAGCCUUUGUGUGCUCGACGAGUACAAAGAUAUAUGUGUGUUAACGUUUCGAACCCCGCUUGCCGCGAUGAGUUAAGACUGUACGCAGCGCACACUGGAAUUUGCAACUGAGCGAUCAUAACAGCUGAUUUUGAAACGUUUACACAUAAAAUUAUUCUCUGUACUGACUCGAUAAACACAAAGGUUUAAAGGCCUAAGGUUACUGUUAUAAAUCGGACAUUGACCUCUUUGAAUAGAGGUUCACUUGAAAUUACGCUUACAGUCAGAGGCGUAUUAAGGAUUUAGUCCAGGGGGGGGGGCGCUUAAAAAGGGUUAAAAGGGUUAGCCCCACCCCUGGAACAAGUUUCUGAAAAUCAAGUACCACAAUGAAUUAUCUGAAAGAACUUCGACAUUUUAAUGCUUUAAACAUAACUAAUUACAAAUUUACAUAUUUCACCGCGGUAAAAAUAUUCUCUAAUAAUUCAAAAAAAACCGC